Messenger RNA from Rubroshorea leprosula, 1405 nucleotides. Lineage: Eukaryota; Viridiplantae; Streptophyta; Magnoliopsida; Malvales; Dipterocarpaceae. The record is from the annotation of a GenBank genome assembly.
UUUACUGCUUUCGCUUCUACUUCUGCUUCUCCUUGCGUAGUUUGUACGCUGACACCCAAUCAACACAAUGGGCGGUCAGUCACCGGCAGACCAGCACCCCAGGAAGGCUUUCGGAUGGGCGGCCACAGACACUUCUGGCGUUCUCUCUCCCUUCAAUUUCUCCCGAAGGGCAACUGGAGACAAGGACGUCGCUUUCAAGGUUCUGUAUUGUGGGAUUUGCCACUCUGAUCUUCACAUGGUGAAAAAUGAAUGGGGCAUAACAGUAUACCCUAUCAUACCUGGACAUGAGAUUGUUGGUGAAGUGACAGAGGUGGGAAGCAAGGUAACAAAGUUUAAAGUUGGAGACAGAGUGGGAGUGGGGUGCAUGGUUGGUUCAUGCCGCUCCUGUGACAGCUGCAAUAACAAUCUUGAGAAUUAUUGCCCAAAAACGAUACUUACAUAUGGUGCCAAGUACUUUGAUGGGACCAUGACAUAUGGAGGUUACUCUGAUAUCAUGGUUGCGGAUGAGCACUUUAUAGUCCGUAUUCCAGAUAGCCUGCCAGUUGAUGCUGCUGCUCCACUUCUCUGUGCUGGGAUUACUGUGUAUAGUCCAUUGAGAUACUUUGAACUUGAUAAGCCUGGUUUGCAUGUAGGUGUGGUUGGCCUAGGUGGGCUAGGGCAUGUAGCGGUGAGAUUUGCCAAGGCUAUGGGGACAAAGGUGACAGUGAUUAGCACCUCCCCUAACAAGAAAAAGGAAGCUAUUGAAAACCUUGGUGCUGAUGCAUUUUUGGUCAGCAUUGACCAGAAUGAGCUGCAGGCUGCAAUGGGAACCAUGGACGGUAUUAUAGACACUGUAUCUGCACAACACCCUCUGCUUCCAUUGAUUGGUCUCUUGAAGUCUCAUGGAAAGCUUGUGUUGCUUGGUGCUCUGCCAAAGCCACUUGAACUACCAAGCUUUCCUUUGCUUCUUGGGAGGAAGAUAGUGGGUGGAAGUAACAUCGGAGGGAUGAAGGAAACCCAAGAGAUGAUAGAUUUUGCUGCAAAACACAACAUUGUUGCAGACAUUGAAGUUAUACCAAUUGACUAUGUGAACACUGCCAUGGAGCGCCUGUCAAGAGCAGAUGUCAAAUACAGAUUCGUCAUUGACAUUGCCAACACAUUGAAAGCCAGCUCUUAAAUUUUACUCCCUAUUAGCUAGUAUGAGCCAUUGUGUGUUUCUGUUCUGCAACUGUGUUCUGUUCUCUUUAGACCGAGUUUGUGAUAUCAAGAAAUGCAGUGUAAUCUAUUGCUAGCCCUGGAAUAUAAGGAUUGUAAUUUGAAAAAACAAGUGAUUGAACUAUGAUAUUAUUCUUGUGCGUGCAUGCAUGCAAGAGUUCAAGUUCAUUCUUGUUUGGUAUUCAGGCCAUACGGUGCACAGGACUCUAUG